CCCAUGCUAAGAAGAUAAAAAAAAUUUUUUUAUUCAACCCACCCUACUGAUAAUUAGAAACGCGCUCAUCUUCCGUGAAUAAUAUGCAUAUUUUCCGCCACUUUUCAGACGGUGCCGCGCAGAUGAAAUUACGUACUCAAUUUUCAAAAGUUAUCCGUGGACGAAGUUAUAAUUCACCGGACCGCCUCGAAGUCCCCGUGCAUCGCGGUGGUUAUUCCAACGAUAAAAGGGCCGGAGAACAAAGCCUCGACGUAUCAACCUUCGGGAACGCGUCGCCGCGUCGGCACAAGGUGUACGUCGUUGGGAGUUUGGGAGUUAGACAGGAAGCUCCUAUACGGCACGGAAGUAAAGGAACUCCAGUCGUACGAAGACCGUUGGUGAAGAAGACCCACCGCGUCCACAACGUCUCGAUCUCCUCCCGAUGUUCCGAAGUUCGUGGCUCACCUUACUUUCCUGUCUUUUCUACGAUGUAGCACGUGUUACGGUUUUUC
Molecule: messenger RNA, 491 nt
Organism: Athalia rosae (coleseed sawfly)
Lineage: Eukaryota; Metazoa; Arthropoda; Insecta; Hymenoptera; Athaliidae
Exons: 4
Coding region: 84-473 (129 amino acids)
Source: RefSeq, a predicted model, not a curated record